Syzygium oleosum is the source of this 1493-nucleotide messenger RNA. RefSeq lists its product as uncharacterized. The transcript has 6 exons. Bases 196 to 1377 code for a protein of 393 amino acids. NCBI's taxonomy places the organism in Eukaryota, Viridiplantae, Streptophyta, Magnoliopsida, Myrtales, Myrtaceae. The record is from RefSeq and is a predicted model, not a curated record.
CUCUCUCUCUCUCUCUCUGGGUUUUUUUGGUAGUCUUGCGUUGCUUGUCUUGUCGGUGCCGUUGAAGACUGAGAGUUUACGACUGGGAGGAGGGAGUGAACCGAAUCCUGGACCGGAAUAUGAGCUGACCCUCACUGACUGUCUUCGUCUUCUACAUCCAUUCCACGCCCAGAUCAAUGAAAUUCAUUCAAAAAGAUGGCUUACAGGAGGCAGCGGCAGCAGCAGCAGCAGCAGCAACAAUCGGAGAAGCCAUUUGCUGAGUUCAAUUCCUCAUCAUCCUCCUCAUCAUCUUCGCUGGCCGCAAAAGCCAUUAUAGCAUCCUCCGCCCACGCCCAGUCUUCUCUCUCCUCUGCUUACACUUACGCUCCCCCUUCCUACAAGGAUGACGACGAUGAUGAUGGUGAUGAUGCUGAUGCUCCGCCUAUCCACUCCGCCAAAGCUCCCGAUGAGCCCAAGCAGGGAUUUUGGGGUGCUCUUGCUAGGAAAGCCAAAUCCAUUCUUGACGAUUCGGCAGAUCCACCUUCCCCGCGUCAGCCUAUAGCGGACCAGCUCCCCACUCCAUCUCCUCCGCCCAAGAGCCGACCGAAACAAGAAAGCCCUCCUGCGUUUCAGAAAGGAAUCGGUGCCAUUGCUUCCUCUCUUAAUUAUAUUGGUAACGCGGUGGAGGAAGGUAUUAAUAUCGUGGAAAAUCGUGCAGCCAACAUCAUUCAAGAAACGCGCAAGCAUGUAAAGAAAAAACCUAGCAGGUUUGAGGAACGGAACAAGAGACUGAACCAGCAUAAUCCAUUGCAACAACCCCAAACCCUAUCACAGAUGCAAUCAGAGCAGGAAAUUCAAUUGAAGGCUUCUCGCGACGUUGCAAUGGCCAUGGCUGCCAAAGCAAAGCUUCUUCUUCGGGAGCUGAAAACUGUCAAAGCAGAUUUUGCUUUUGCAAAGGAGCGAUGUGCUCAGCUAGAAGAAGAAAAUAAAAUGCUUCGGGAAACUCGUGGAAGAGGUGAAAGCCCAGAAGAUGAUGAUUUGGUGCGACUUCAACUUGAGACACUUCUAGCAGAGAAAGCUCGGUUGGCACAUGAGAACUCAGUAUAUGCACGUGAGAAUCGUUUCCUGAGGGAAAUUGUGGAGUACCACCAGCUCACCAUGCAGGAUGUGAUAUACUUGGAUGAGAAUGCAGAAGAAGUCAAUGAAGUUUACCCUUUGAAAGUGCCCCUGGUCUCUAAUUUACCCGCCGGUGCUGCUUCUGUGCCUCUUAACUCACUGUCUUCUGCCUCUCCCAAGGGUGCUCAUGGCACAAGCCAGGAAGCGACAUGGACUUCUCAUCCCUCACUAUUGCCAGAACCUGUGGAGCCUGUUGGACGUGCCAGACCAGCUGGCUCUUGAGUCAGCUUUCAUGGUGAUGAAAGAUGGAGGUAGAUCACAGAACUGCUUUUGAAAGAGCAAAUUGUAUGGAACGAUGGAUAAUUUUAACAAAGAUGUCCCGACUCCUCUUCUCCUCC